Molecule: messenger RNA, 597 nt
Organism: Metarhizium robertsii ARSEF 23
Lineage: Eukaryota; Fungi; Ascomycota; Sordariomycetes; Hypocreales; Clavicipitaceae
Product: Protein kinase, catalytic domain protein
Exons: 1
Coding region: 1-597 (198 amino acids)
Biological process (GO): protein phosphorylation; mitotic DNA damage checkpoint signaling
Cellular component (GO): nucleus
Molecular function (GO): protein serine/threonine kinase activity; ATP binding
Source: RefSeq, a predicted model, not a curated record
AUGGGCGCCUUAUCAUGUCUGGUGGAACUCACCAAGGCUCCGGAUACACUCCCACCCAACACCUACGUUAAACACCCAAAUCUUUCCACGUACGAAAUCUUCCAAGAGCACAACGUCCUCAACCUUGGUCCUAAAGGUCUGCUCGAGGAGGCUAGAGCGAUGGAGAUUAUCUCCCAGCACCCCCACCCCAACAUCAUCCACUACCAUGGCUGCAGAGUCCGUCGUGGCCGCAUCACUGGUCUCGUCCUCGACCGCCACUCCAACACGUUAAACGACCAUCUUAAAAACAAGGUUGGGUCCGUGGACAAGGAACCGUUCAUGCAGGCCCUCAUAUCAGCAAUCGACCACCUCCACUCUCUCGGCUGGGCUCACAACGAUCUUAACCCAGGCAACAUCCUGGUGGACAAGGAAGGCAUGCCGGUCCUAAUCGACUUCGGGUCCGCCCGCGAGAUGGGUGCUAAACUUGGAACCAGCCGGGGGACCAAGGGAUGGAUCGAGGGGGAGAUGAAGGAUUAUCAUAUGUCAGACAAGCGCCAUGAUUUGUUUGCUAUCGACAAGAUUCGCUUGUGGUUGGAUGCCCCGAUGUUUAGCGAUUAG